Messenger RNA from Pelobates fuscus (common spadefoot toad), 2385 nucleotides. It is a transcript of the gene TGFBI, whose product is annotated as transforming growth factor beta induced. The record is from RefSeq and is a predicted model, not a curated record. The coding region runs from base 88 to 2088 and encodes 666 amino acids. NCBI's taxonomy places the organism in Eukaryota, Metazoa, Chordata, Amphibia, Anura, Pelobatidae. Gene Ontology annotation, cellular component: extracellular matrix. The transcript has 17 exons. Gene Ontology annotation, molecular function: cell adhesion molecule binding. Gene Ontology annotation, biological process: cell adhesion; extracellular matrix organization.
CUCGGUCUAUUUAACACAGCACCAUUUAUAUUUCCUGAGUUUUGCUUCAGGAGUUUUGUGAGUUCAGAACCUGCAUGCACUCUCAGAAUGAAUGGUAUUGUGUUGCUCAGUUGUACUGUUACAUUACUGGUAACAUUUGUGAGCACAGCAAGGUAUCCUUACCAGCAAGUCUUACAACACAGCAGGAUCAGAGGUAGACAGCAAGGACCCAAUGUAUGUGCAGUCCAGAAACUGGCAGGGACAAACAAGCAAUAUUACACAAAUUGUAAGCAGUGGUAUCAAAGAAAGAUUUGUGGCAAAGCAACUAUAAUAAGCUAUGAAUGCUGCCCAGGAUAUGAAAGAGUGCAAGGAGAAAGAGGCUGCCCAGCCGCCCUCCCACUGUCAAAUAUUUAUGAAACCUUGGGCAUUGUUGGAGCAGCUACUACUCAGUUAUAUUCAGACAGGGCUAAUUUAAGACCUGAAAUCGAAGGACCUGGAAGUUUCACUAUCUUUGCACCAAGCAACGAGGCGUGGGCUGCUUUACCUGCUGAAAUAUUAGAUGCUUUAGUGAGCAACGUUAACAUUGAGCUUCUGAAUGCUUUACGCUAUCAUAUGGUAGACAGACGUCUCCUUACAGAUGAACUGAGACAUGGAAUUACAUUACCUUCAAUGUAUCAAAACCUGGAUAUACAUGUGCAUCAUUAUCCCAAUGGGAUUGUCACUGUAAACUGUGCCAGACUGAUUAGGGCUGACCACCACGCUACUAAUGGUGUUGUUCACGUCAUUGACAAAGUAAUUACAGCAGUUACAAAUAACAUUGCCCAGGUUGUUGAUACUGAAGAUAACCUGGAAACAUUGCGGACUGCCAUAGCUGCCUCUGGACUCGAUACACUGCUUGAGACUGAAGACAAAGAGUACACACUUUUGGCUCCAACUAAUGAAGCUUUUGAAAAAAUUCCUCAGGAAACCUUGACACGCAUCCUAGGCGAUCCUGAAGCACUGAAAGAUUUGCUACAUCAUCACAUCUUAAAUAAUGCUCAGUGUUCUGAAGCCAUCAUUGCUGGAUCUUCUAUUGAGACCUUGGAGGGCUCAUCACUUGAAGUUGGUUGUCUUGGAGAUGAACUUACACUGAAUGGAAAAUCAAUUAUUUCUAAGAAGGAUGUUUUGGCCACUAAUGGCGUUGUUCAUUUUAUUGAUGAACUCUUAAUCCCAGAUGCAGCUAAAACCUUAACUGAGUUGGGUAAAGACUCUGAUGUUUCCACAUCGAUCGACCUCUUUACACUUGCUGGUCUAGGUUCUCAUCUUGCAGUAAAUGAACGUGUGACUGUUAUUGCUCCACACAACAAUGCAUUUAAAGAUGGCAUCCCUAUUGUUGAAAAAGACUUGACAAAUUUACUUCGGAAUCACAUUAUUAAAGAUCAGCUUUCUUCCAAAUAUCUUUAUCAUGGGCAAGUUCUAGAUACAGUUGGAGGAAAGAAACUUCGCGUUUUUGUAUACAGAAAUGCUCUUUGCAUUGAAAAUAGCUGUAUUGAUGCACAUGACAAAAAGGGAAGAUAUGGAACAUUGUUUGUGGUAGAUAAAUUGUUGACUCCACCAACAGGAAAUGUCAUGGAUGUUUUGAAGGCCGAUAAUCGUUUCAGCAAGUUGGUGGCUGCAAUCCAGACUGCUGGACUUACCGAGACUUUAAAUAGAGAAGGAUCAUUCACAGUUUUUGCUCCAACAGAUGAAGCAUUCAGUGCUCUUCCAAGAUCUGUACAAAGUAAUGCAAAAGAACUUUCCAAUCUCUUGAAAUAUCACAUUGCUGAUGAGAUAGUGGUCAGUGGAGCAGUUAGUCAACUUGUAAGACUAAAGUCAUUACAGGGGGAAAAACUUGAAGCCACUUCUAAAAAUAGUACUCUUCAAGUAAACAAGUCGCCGGUUUCUCAAGCAGAUAUAAUGGCAACAAAUGGUGUCAUUCAUGCUAUGAAUACAGUGCUGCAAGUGCCAACAAAAACUCCAGAACGAGGAGAUUUAUUAAAUCUUAGACAAGAAGCUGCAUAUGCCAAGGUCUACCAACGAAACGCCCGUUUAGCACACGGACAAUCCAAACAAGUACCCAGAAAACAGUGAUCAACAAAUUUUGACUAAAAAUAUACAAUCACCAUUUCUGCAUCUUUAAGCUUUUUAGCCAAAAAUAUCACUAUGCAACAUACCAUCAUUUUGGAUUAAAAUAAUAUUUGUAUGUAAAUGUAGAAACCUAGCUACCAUGACUAUCUGACUGUCUCCUUUGCUUGCUAUAUUUUUUUCUACAUACACAUAAUGAACUAAGAAAAUAUAUAUACACAUGUGUGUUAGCUAUAAAAUGUUUCUUUCUUGUAAUAAAAAAGAAAUCAGUCCAUACAUUUUUUUGAAAAUUCAGAAAAGAAA